UCGAUCGAUUACAAAUAUAUAUAUAUAUAUAUAUACAUACGAUUAAUUAAUUAAUUAAUUAAUUAAUUAAUAUGGCUGUACUUGUGGUAUCCGUGGGCCUCGUCGUCCUCCUCCUCUACUCCUUCUCCCUGGUCUGGAAAUGCGUGGGCCGGCGGCGCCUGCGGAACUGCUACCUGCUGGACUACGUGUGCUUCAAGCCGGCGGACGACCGCAAGAUCUCGACGGACUUCGCCGGGCAGAUCAUCGCGCGGAACCCCCGGCUGGGCUUCCCCGAGUACAAGUUCCUCCUGAAGGUCAUCGUCAACUCCGGCAUCGGCGAGGAGACGUACGGCCCCCGCAACAUCCUGGAGGGCCGCGAGGAGUCCCCCACGCACGCCGACGCCAUGCAGGAGAUGGACGACUGCCUCUUCCCCACCCUCGACGCGCUCUUCCGCAAGACCGGCUUCCGCCCCGCCGACAUCGACGUGCUGGCGGUCAACGUCUCCAUGUUCUCGCCCGCCCCCUCCCUCGCCUCCCGCCUCGUCAACCGCUUCAACAUGCGCGAGGACGUCCGCGUCUUCAACCUCUCCGGGAUGGGCUGCAGCGCCAGCCUCGUCGCCGUCGACCUCGUCAACAACGUCUUCCGGGCGUCGACCACCGGAAAGCCGGUGCUGGCGGCGGUGGUGACGUCGGAGUCGAUCAGCCCCAACUGGUACUCGGGCAGCGACAAGUCCAUGAUGCUCGGCAACUGCCUCUUCCGCUCCGGCGGCUGCGCGGUGCUGCUCACCAACGACCCGGCGCUGCGCGGCCGCGCCAAGCUGCGGCUGCGGCGCCUGGUGCGCACCCACAUCGGCGCCGGCGACGAGGCCUACGGCUGCGCGGUGCAGCGCGAGGACGACGCGGGGCUCGUCGGCUUCCACCUGAGCAAGGACCUGCCCAAGGCCGCCGUGCGCGCCUUCGUGGAGAACCUCCGCGUGCUGGCCCCGCAGAUCCUGCCCGUGCGGGAGCUGCUGCGCUACGCGGUCCGCCUGGCGCGGCAGAAGCUGGCGGCGGCGGCGGCGGCCCCACCCCGCAAGGGCGAGGCGGCGCGCAUCGACUUCCGGAGCGGGGUGGAGCACUUCUGCCUGCACACGGGCGGGGCGGCGGUGAUCGAGGCCGUGGGGCGCAGCCUGGGGCUGAGCAAGUUCGACCUGGAGCCGGCGCGGAUGACGCUGCACCGGUGGGGGAACACGUCGGCCAGCAGCCUCUGGUACGUGCUGGGCUACAUGGAGGCCAAGCGCCGCCUCAAGCGCAGGGACCGCGUGCUCAUGAUCAGCUUCGGCGCCGGCUUCAAGUGCAACAGCGCGCUCUGGGAGGUCCAGGCCGACCUCUCCGGGGACGCCGCCGUCUGGGCCGACUGCGUCCACCACUACCCGCCCCAGACGCUCGUCAACCCCUUCAUGGAGAAGUACGGAUGGGUCAACGACGAGUAAGUAAGUCAUUUAUUAUUAUAUUAUUAUAUUAUUAUGAUUAAUUAUGAUUAAUUAUUCCUUCCUUUCCUUCCCUUCCCUUUUAUAUAUAUUUCUAUAUUUAUUUACCUGCAUGCCUUAAUUUUACGUAUAAAUAUAUGUAUGCUAUAUGUAUAUAUUUAUAUAUAUAUAUAUAUAUAUAUAUAUACAUGCAUAUAUACCCACGGGAGAAUAAUAAUGAUGAUGAUGAUGAUGAUAAUAAUAAUAAUUAGAAUAAUAGUUUUCGAGUAUUACUAAUUAAUUGUUGUUGUUAUUAUUAUUAUUAUUAUUAUUAUUAUUGUUAUUAGAAGGAGGAGGAGGAGGAGGAGGAGAAGUUUUUUUUUUAUUUUGGUCUCGAUAAUUGAUUUGGAAUUAAGCUGUAAUUGGUCGGUGUAUAGGCCGUGCAUCAAUAUUUAAUGCUGCAAUUUGAUCUCUUAGCUUUUUUUUCUUUUCUUUUUUUUGCGGGGGGGAUUUAAAUGAAAUUCUGGUUGGUUGGCCACUGUGCAAUUGUAUGUGGGGCCGAGCUAGCCAACUGGGGAUUAUUGUAGACGCACUUAUGUGGAUUUACGAUAUAUGUAAUGGAAAAUAAAAAUUUCUGAAAUAUCUAUGUA
This is a messenger RNA of Ananas comosus (pineapple), 2077 nucleotides long. Its product is annotated as 3-ketoacyl-CoA synthase 12-like. Gene Ontology annotation, cellular component: membrane. Gene Ontology annotation, molecular function: acyltransferase activity, transferring groups other than amino-acyl groups. The transcript has a single exon. Bases 72 to 1451 code for a protein of 459 amino acids. Lineage: Eukaryota; Viridiplantae; Streptophyta; Magnoliopsida; Poales; Bromeliaceae. The record is from RefSeq and is a predicted model, not a curated record. Gene Ontology annotation, biological process: fatty acid biosynthetic process.